AUGCCGCCAAAAAAAAAUCAAAAACAACCAGUUGCUAAGAAAAAGGACAACGUCGAUAAGACGUUUGGUAUGAAGAAUAAGAACAGGUCUACCAAGGUCCAAAAAUAUAUCAAACAGGUCCAAUCUGAUCCGCUGAAGGAAGAUUUGAAGAGACAAAAACUAGAAGAGAAAAAAAGAUUGGAAGCUGCUGAAGCAGAGAGGAGAGCAUUAUUUAAUCCGGUUCUUGAUCAGCGUGUGAGAGCGGGUGUAGAUCCAAAGACUAUCGUUUGUGCUUUGUUCAAGUUAGGUAACUGUAACAAAGGUAAUAAGUGUAAGUUUUCACAUGAUUUGAAUGUGGGUAGAAAAGUUGAGAAGAGGGAUUUAUAUCAAGAUGCGAGAAGUGAAAAGGAAGAAGAUACAAUGGACAAUUGGGAUGAAGAGAAAUUGAGAUCUGUCAUUACGUCUAAACAUGGUAACCCAAGAACUACAACUGAUAAAGUUUGUAAAUUCUUUAUAGAAGCAGUUGAAAACGGUAAAUACGGUUGGUUUUGGGUCUGUCCUAAUAAUGGUGAUAAAUGUAUGUAUAGACACUCUUUACCAGAAGGUUUCGUGCUGAAAACAAAAGAACAACAACGUCUGGAAAGAGAAAGUUUGGCAAACCAACCAAAGAUUACUCUAGAAGAAUUCAUCGAAACAGAAAGAGAAAAAUUAGAUAGGACUAAAUUAACUCCAAUCGUCGUUAAGAAUUUCGCAGAAUGGAAAAGAAAUCAUAUGAUUGAAAGAAUUAAUUCUGAUAACGAGAAAAAUAGUAAAAAGAAACCUACUGGUCGUGAAGUGGUUUUGAAAAUGUUCAAGGAUAACAAGAACUUUGAUGAGACCACGAUUGCUGAUGGUACACAAGGUUCAACUUGGGAUUUGACUGAAUUCACAAAUGCACUACAUGAAGCUGAACAUAAAGAUGACAUUGCUAUUAAGGAUUAUGGUGAUGGCAGUAACCCAACUUUUGAGAUUGUUGUUAAUAACUCAAUCAAAAGCACAGCAUAA
Molecule: messenger RNA, 1023 nt
Organism: Tetrapisispora phaffii CBS 4417
Lineage: Eukaryota; Fungi; Ascomycota; Saccharomycetes; Saccharomycetales; Saccharomycetaceae
Gene: TMA46
Product: translation machinery-associated protein TMA46
Exons: 1
Coding region: 1-1023 (340 amino acids)
Biological process (GO): cytoplasmic translation
Cellular component (GO): cytosol
Molecular function (GO): mRNA binding; metal ion binding
Source: RefSeq, a predicted model, not a curated record